CAUCUUUCUGGCCAGUGGAUUGGAUUUCCCCUCCGUUUUUCACACUCUCUGUUAGUGGGCAAUGGCAGAUCCCCGUCUGAAAUCAAAGUGGGGCGUACCAACACAGACGGCUAGCAAGGCAGGUCUGUGAAACCAUAAACAUCGAGAACGCUGAGGCAACACCAGGUAUAGCUCCCUUCGAGAUUCGUAAUCCAGUGAACACGAGGUGUGUAACAUCUAUUUUCAAACUGCCUUACGGGAAUUAUAGAACCAGGUUUGUAAUGUACAUGUCCAAGCAGUCGACAAGCGAUCUUGUCGACCUCACAGAUCGUAUCACACGUACCAGUCCUUUUUGUUCAGCUGGAGGAGGAUUUGGUGAUAUCUGGCGAUGCGCGCUACAAACUGGUGCAACGCAGGAUGUGGUUGCAGUCAAAGCGAUCAGGUUUCAAUCUGGAGAGGUCAGUGCAUCACACGAAAAGGCACUGCGACGUGAACUUGAAAUGUGGAAGAUACUUGUCCAUAUAAAUAUCUUGCCACUAUUAGGCAUUGCCCGAAAUUUUAGCCCUUCUAUAUCUAUGGUCUCGCCUUGGUGCGAAAAUGGCUCACUGGCAGCUUAUCUCCAGCAACACAAGGGUAUUACUGUGUUUGAUCGCCUCCACCUACUUCAAGAUGUUACAUCUGGUCUCCAUUAUUUGCAUGGUAUCCCAAUGGUUCACGGUGACUUAACCCCGAACAACGUGCUCCUGAAUAACGACAAAAGGGCCGUCCUCACAGACUUUGGCUUGUCGUCCAUGCUUGGGGAUAUCACGGGCUUCUCAUAUGUUGAACGGUCUUGUGCCCAACCAGGAGCAAUUCGCUACAGCGCUCCCGAGCUUCUGAUUUUGACGGACUCUGACACAUCUAUCCAACCAGACAUUCGAAGUGAUGUCUACUCAUUUGGCUGUCUCGCGCUUAAAGUCCUUUCGGGAAAUGAGCCCUGGGCUGAUGUCAAACAUUGGAGAUUUAUCAUUAUCAAAGUGACAGAUGGACAUACACAACAGAGGCCUACCCAUAGUCCGGUUUUAGAUGAACACUGGCGACUAAUACAACGAUGUUUCUUACAACCUGAUGCUCGACCGUCCACACGUGACAUUCUGAAGUUUCUUGAAGCAGAAUUACAGUCGGAAGAUCAAAAAUUGUCGGCUGUGAAUCAAACGACCAAAUUCGCCAAUCGAAAUGAAGCUAUAUCUUUCGGGUACAAAACUACGGUCAACACAUCUCAUCUGACACAUGGUUCCGGGACAAGUCCCAUUAUUGCUGCAAAUCAACACAUAGCAUCCACGUCGUCCAGCUUUAUACCUGAUAUUCCUGACAAAGGGCAAGGCUCUGCGCGCAAGUUUAGUUUAAAUGUUUUCCGCCGUAACAACGCACAGUCGAUUAAAACACGAGGCGCAAACAUCGAACAAGAAACUACCGGCCAUUUCGCUAUUAUUGAGGCCUGUUCGCUGAAAAUAGUGGAAGACUUUGCCGUAGCUCCGGGGGGCCUUGGGAAUACUUUUCAGUGCAUCUUGCAGAAGAAGGCGUUCAAAAAGGAGAAGGUUGCUGUCAAGUCCAUCAAGGUACGAGAUGACAACGAAGGGAGCAUUAAGGAGGCCCACAAAAUCAUCAUGGCGAAAGUGCAAAGCUGGAUGUCUCUCCGGCACGAAAAUAUAUUGCCUGUCUACGGUACUACUACUGGGUUUGGUUCUAGCCUCCCCUGUUUGGUCUCGCCUUGGAUGGAGAAUGGAUCCUUGACCAGCUAUCUAAGCGCCAUGGAUCAAACUCUCACAAGCGCUGCGAAAUUCUCGCUUCUAUUUAAUGUCGCAGCUGGGCUCCGCUUUCUUCAUAGCAAUGAGAUAAUCCACGGCAAUCUCAGUAGCGACAAUGUUCUCAUUGAUAAUCGCCAUACCGUCCGUCUCGCGGACUAUGGUCUGUCUUCAGUCGUAUCCAUGUGUGGCGAACUCUUUCAGUCCUAUCAUUGUGGUGCUUUGCGCUGGACGGCCCCGGAAAUGAUCAGCAACGAUGAUCAAGAGCUCGAUAACGAGUCAAGAUAUUGCAUCGAUAUCUAUUCUUUCGGAUGCAUCAUGCUUCAUGUGCUCUCUGGAAAGUUACCAUACUGGUGGCUGGACGAUGUUCUGCGCGUAGUUUCUGCACGACACAAUGGCGUGAGUCCAGUUCGUUGCGGGACGGAGAUGCAUGAGGGACAUGUGGAAUUCGUCCAGCAUUGCUUGUCAGUUUCUCCAACGGACCGUCCAACAAUAGAUAAGAUCGACGCUUUCAUUGCAAGAUCUACGCGGCCCAUUGUAAAGUAG
Messenger RNA from Suillus subalutaceus, 2309 nucleotides. RefSeq names its product kinase-like domain-containing protein. Gene Ontology annotation, molecular function: ATP binding; protein kinase activity. Bases 261 to 2309 code for a protein of 682 amino acids. The transcript has 18 exons. NCBI's taxonomy places the organism in Eukaryota, Fungi, Basidiomycota, Agaricomycetes, Boletales, Suillaceae. Gene Ontology annotation, biological process: protein phosphorylation. The record is from RefSeq and is a predicted model, not a curated record.